This is a messenger RNA of Ananas comosus (pineapple), 2098 nucleotides long. RefSeq lists its product as uncharacterized. The coding region runs from base 136 to 1683 and encodes 515 amino acids. NCBI's taxonomy places the organism in Eukaryota, Viridiplantae, Streptophyta, Magnoliopsida, Poales, Bromeliaceae. The transcript is spliced from 2 exons. The record is from RefSeq and is a predicted model, not a curated record.
CGAAUAAAAACAACAAAAGCAACCUCUUCUCUCUCGAUCUCUUCGCCCCCCCAUCUCCUCUCUCUCUUGCGGAUUCGAUUCGUAUUAUUUCGAUUCGUCGAGCAUUUAAAAGGAAAUUGUUGACGAUAUUUCCUGAUGUUUUAUCAAUCGAGUAUCCGGAACCAGAGGGCUAAAAGCUCAAAGGUUAAAAGGAUACUUCAAUUCACCUUACUUCUCGGUGUUUCUCUAUGGCUUCUCUAUCAGAUGAAGCAUUCGCAUGAUAAGAAGGCUGAGUAUGAAGAAGUCGACCGCAGAAGAAUUAGCCAGCUAGACAGAGAGUUAUACCUGGGUCGCAAAGAGAAAGCGGGCUAUGAAAGCGAGCUUGAAAUAGAUAACCAUGAAAAGAAUUUUGAUGAGAUCAAUGAGAUCUCCAAAACAGAUGAAGAUAGUGGAGCUCAACCUCAUGUUUUUGAUCAUGACGGUGAAGAGAAGGAUGAAGAAAAUAUUUCCAAUAAAGAAAAUGCGGUCUUGCAGGAAGCAGAAAAAGAAAAGGAGCAACAUAGUAAUGAAGAUGAUAAGACUGAUUCUUAUAGUAAUGGUGGAGACGAAGCAGUUGGUAAUGGCACGAGUGAAGAAACUGAAGAGACCCUCAAACUUCCUAGUCAAGACGAGGAUGGAAAUAAUUACUCGGACCAAGACAAAAAUAGAAACGAAGUAGAUGGUCAUGAUGGUCAAAACUUCAAUAUCGAUGGGGAAAAUAGUGAUGAUGCACCGGGUAAAGUGUCUAACGAGGAAAACAUAUUAACCUCAGCUGAUCAAAUAGAGAAUGUGUCUCUCCCAAAAGAUCAAAGCAAACUGGAUGUAUCUAGUAAUGAGGAAGUUCAUGUAGGGGAGUCUGGUGAAUCUAAAGGAAGUAAUGAUUCUGAAUCCGAAACUACGAAUAAAAAUACGGAUGAAGCAGUUGAUGCUGGUGCGUCGAAAAACAAGCAACCCACCAAAGUAAAUCCUAGUGAAGAGAACAAUUCUAUGCCAACAUUUAAUGAUACUUCUAACGAGCAGACAAUUGAACCGCAGCAAGACAAUGUCAAUGCUAAUUCUGAGUAUGAGAAUCACGAAAUAAAAACAGCUGAGCUGCAAUCAGACAAUAAUUCUGAUGUUGUGACAACUAUCAAUGACCUGUCAGGAGAAGCAAAGACCAGCAACGAGAACAACAUAGAGAUGGCAACGAAAGAUGGGGCAUUCGAUUCGAAGCUAGUUGAGCCUGAAGGAAAUAAUGAUGUUAAUGCUAUCACUGAAGUCGCCACUAACAAUGGAGAAAAUAAAGAAGAAGAAGACCGGUCAGCUAGCAAGGAGGGCGAUAGUGCAGAGAAAGUUGGAGAGAAGGCUUCUGAGGUUGAGAAUGUCGGGGACAGUUCUUCAAAUGAACCCGAGAAUAAUGAGAUUACUAAUACUGUAGAUUCGAGUUCCUCUCAUCCGAAUGAGGAGGAUAUUUUAGAGAGAAAAGCCAAUGAGUCUUCCAAUGGCGAGUCAGGUGAAAAAGGAGAUGGUGUUUCAACAGUUGAGGAUACUGAUGAUAAUAAUGCUGAAGAGAUUAAGACUGAAUGGAAGCCCGAGGAUGGAACUAGCUCUGAAUCAGGUAGUAACCUGCCCCUUUCAGGUGACAGUGUAAAAGAAGGAACCGGGCAAGAAGGUCAUACAGAAUAAGAAUUAGUUGGUUAUUUGGUGGUCUAGAAGAAUUGGACGAUCUCGAAACGGAGAUGUUCCACUACGUCGAGUAGAAAUCGAGUGCGAAAGAGUUUCAGAUUUCUUAGGUAAAAUGUGUUUUCUAUCACUUGGUUAUUAGCAUUCUUUUAAAUUGGACCUAAUAGGAUAAUUAUGCCACAUUUUCAUGGAACUAAUAAAAUAGUUUGUCACGGAAUUUUGUCAUGUUUUCAUGAAUAACCUCUUUGAAGCGGUGUGUGUCCAUAAAAUUGUCAUUACAGUAUCAGGUUAGCGUGUAAUUUAUGAAUCGAAUUAGGAGCAGCUUACUUGGAGUUGAUUUCUCAGAAUUCGAAUUCAUGGUUAUCGCAAGUUCACCAUUUUUCAUAUACCAAUAUAGGUACUGUAUGGGUUGUGUUUA